ACCAAGAGUGAAUUAUUUGUUGCUCACUAUCUGUUAAACAUAAGUAAUAAUUUUAAACAAAUUGUUCAAUAAAUAGAUAUUUGUAUUGAAUGUGAAAACGUGUAACUGCUGCCACCGAAAUGUCUAUAGAAUAUGCCAAUCUCUGUUCAGUGGUGGUGAAGCAAGUAUUUGGCGAGACAGUGCAAAUCGUUGCAGAUUGUUUAUUCUGUGCAGUCUCACGCACAUUGCCGGCUAUCUUAAAAACAACAAAACUAUCACGUAAAGAGGUAUCCCUCGCAUUGGCGGUGCUUAUUAAAUAUCAACUGGUUGUGUUUAUACCUUGCGAGUCAAACCCCUUCUUGGCGGAGUACUCGUUGAAGCGUGAAGAGAUUUUUAACAUACUACGUUAUCCAGGUUAUGUGCAAUUGAUUCAUACCAAAUAUGGUGCAGUUGGUGCUGCCAUUGCAGAGGAGCUACUGCAUGGUGGUCCUCAAACCGCCACUAAUGUGCUGCUCAAAUGUAUAGCUAGUUCAGAAGUCAAGGAAAAAGUCGACACGUAUCGUGACAAUUUCUUGACUAUGGUAAGCGAUAAUUAUUUAAUACGUUUACCACAGCUGAUAACUGGCGAAGAGGAAACUAUACCGAAAUUUCAAAUUGAUGCUUAUCAAUACUUUGUGCCACCAGAUAUAAAUCUACAUUUCAUCGCACAAGUGCAAGCUGGCGAAACAAAUGUGGAAAAAGCUGCUGAUGCAGGUAUUUUUUGGCAUUUAAAUUUCAGUCGUUUCCAUCAAGAUUUUCGGGAUGCGGUAAUGAUCGGUGCGAUAGAGAAAAAACUUGGUGCCAGCACUGGAGAAUGCUUUAAAUUUAUACUUAAACAAAUGUAUGAGCGUACAGAUCCCUGGCAAAAGGAAUGCUCGAAUCCAUUCACACUAGCUGAAAUCAAGCAAUUGAUUGAAAAGAAAUCCAACAACCUGGAUUUGAUUAAACAUUUAGAUCAGUACGUCACGCUUAUAGCUGAUGAUCCCUUAAGCUUCAUACGCAAGGUCGGCGAUAUGGGCGGUGGACAAUAUGUCGUAGAUUUAAAUCGGGCUUUCGAGGAAUUAACGCUGGCUUGGUUUGGGCAUGUAAUUACCGAACGUUAUGGCUCGAAGGCGUCCCGUAUAUUUCGCAUUAUUUACAUGAAGAAAUUCAUCGAACAAGAAGAUUUGCAAAAGGAAGCGAUGAUACCAGCGCGUGAGGCGAAAUUACUGUCGUACUACCUAUUUCAAGAUCAAUUUAUACAAAUAAAAACUAUUAGAAAAGCGGGCGGUGGUGGUACGGGGCCUGCUAAAGCAUUCUUCUUGUUCCACUUCAAGCCCAGACAGAGCGUACGCAUGGUUUUGAAUGUUUGCUAUAAAGCUUUAUAUAACACAAUUGAGCGCUCCAAUUUCGAAAAGUCCGAGCAUAAACGCUUAAUUGAGAAAUCACAAAAGUUGGACAGCAUUGUUGCAACGAUGAAGGAGCGUGGUGAAUCAGCCGAAUAUAUUGAUGAGAUACUCGAAACUUUGACGCCGCCCGAGAGAGAGAUACUGGAAAAGGUGAAAUCUCGUCUCAAGACUCUCUCGAAAGCUGAAAUAACUUUAGAUAGCAGCAUAUUUCUAUUACAAAUGUAUCUGUUUCACACGAAAGUGCCAACAACACUUUCAAAUAAAGACAAGAAAUUAAUGUAAAAAUACAUGAUUUUUAUUU
Bactrocera latifrons is the source of this 1707-nucleotide messenger RNA. RefSeq names its product DNA-directed RNA polymerase III subunit RPC3 (gene Polr3C). Lineage: Eukaryota; Metazoa; Arthropoda; Insecta; Diptera; Tephritidae. The record is from RefSeq and is a predicted model, not a curated record. Gene Ontology annotation, cellular component: RNA polymerase III complex. Gene Ontology annotation, biological process: DNA-templated transcription. The transcript has 7 exons. The coding region runs from base 120 to 1688 and encodes 522 amino acids. Gene Ontology annotation, molecular function: single-stranded DNA binding.